CAGGCGCAGGCGCAGACGGAGACGGAGACGGAAGCGCUCCGAACGGGCUUUUAACCAUGAAGCACAAGGAUGUGAUAGUAUUGAUCGUCCUCAUUCAUUUAAUGUUUGGGGUCUCUCUGUUUUUCUCUUCACCUAAAGAAAAUCUCCAGGAAUAUUCUGUGCCAUAAUGGAAAUACUGGAAUAAUCAGCCUAAUAAGGUGAUUUCUCCAAAGGAAAUAGCACUCAAAUAUAUCAGCUCUUCUACAUGUAUUAUGAGAAGCUUAAGUGAAAAUGGAACAUGUUAGAAGAUAUGAAACAAGGAAAAAUUCUAAAUCUCAAGAUCAUGGGCAGAAAUCUCGAGUUGAUUGGAGGCGGACUAAAAGAAGUAGUAUCUCACAAUUAUUUGAUAGUGAUGAAGAGCUGGAUAGCGAUGAGGAGCUGAAUAGUGAUGAGGAGCUGGAUAGCAAUGAGAAUCUGGAUAGUGAUGAAAGUGUUGACAAUGAUGAAGAGCUUGAGAGUAACAAGGGGCUAGGUAGUAAUAAAAAGCCAGAAAAUGAAAGUGAGUUUAAAUUAACUCAAACUGACAGUGAAGGAAACAACUGUGACCAUCUCAUUAAUGCUGGCAAAAGUUCAGCAUGUGAAGAAGAAAAGAACAAAACCAAACAUAGAAGUAUUGACUUACCAGAUCAUGAAAAGCAUUCAAGUCAAGAAGAGGAAGAUCCCAAUGGACACACUGGACAAAUAAUAGAGGAGGAUUUAGAAGAACACAUCAAGCGAGGGAAGAGAAAAAGGAUCUCCUCUGUGAUGUAUGACAGUGAUGAGAGUGAUGACAGUGAUAUCCUAGUUAAGAAAGUAGGUCUUAAACGUCCACGUAGAGUGGUUGAAGAUGAGUCUUCUUCAGUGGAGAUGGAGCAAAAAAAAACCGAAAAAGCUUUAGCUGCAAAAAAGCGAGAACAAUUCCAGAAACUGAAAGAACUUUCAAAACUAAGAUCUCGCCGGAGACGCAAUAGUAGUAGAGACUUUGAGGACUCUGGAAAGGAAUCCUGCCCAAGCAGUGAUGAAAGUGAGGAGAAGGAGGAGGAGGAGGAGGAGGAUGAAGAUGAUGAAGAUGGAGAUGAUUAUAUUAUUGAUGACUUUGUAGUACAAGAUGAGGAGGGUGAUGAAGAGAAUAAAAGCCAGCAAGGAGAAAAAUUGACUACAUCACAACUGAAAUUAGUAAAAAAGAAUUCUCUUUAUUCUUUUAGUGACCACUAUACUCACUUUGAAAGAGUUGUGAAGGCUCUUCUCAUCAAUGCUUUAGAUGAUUCUUUUCUGGGAACAUUGUAUGAUGGUGCCAGGCAAAAAUCUUACGCACAAGAUAUGUUGACAUCUCUUCAUUAUUUAGAUGACCGCUUUAUUCAGCCUCGUCUAGAGAGUUUAGCCUCUAGAAGUCGUUGGAAAGAGCAGUAUAAGGAGCGGGUAGGAAAUUAUUCUAAUGUAAAUAUCCAUUUGAAGAAUCCUGAAAACUGUUCUUGUCAGGCUUGUGGAAUGUACCGCCACUGUAGAUAUUCAGUGCAUUUAUCAGGAAAGUUGUAUAAUACCAGGACCAUGGAAACAGAUGAUUUCAUGUCACAUGAUAAACAGGUGUUUACUGUUGGCAGAAUUUGUGCUAAUCGUACCAGAAUUUAUCAUAAACUGAAACAUUUUAAAUUCAAGCUAUACCAAGAAUGUUGUUCCAUUGCAAAGACAGAAGAAGUUGAGAAUGAACAGGUUAAAGAAACAGUGGAAAGAAUUUUCAGUCAGUCAAAAGAAAGUGGCUGGAUUAAGGAGCUUUUUAUCUUUUGCUUUGCUGCUAACAUCUCACUCAACACUUUGCUCCCUGUUCUCUGUGCUAUUCUGUCUGCCUCAGGGAGGAGCCAUCACUUAUCCAGUAAGUUCCAUCUUCAUUUUCCUAGAGUACAUUUGAUUCUUAAGCACUUUUAUUAGUGCAUUUAAGUAUUGCCAACCUCCUAGUGGAGUUGAAAGACCUAUUGGGAUACCACGUUUUUAAAGAAUUGUGUACUAGGUGUAGAAAAAAAUUAUUGUGUAUGUGCUUUAUAUAUGUGUGUGUGUGUGUGUGUGUGUGUCUGUGUAUAUACACACAUUAAACUUCUUGCAGAAAAAACUGAAAGCAUUUCCAAACAUUAGAGGAAGCUUAACAAAGUUUGUGACUACAGAAGGGACUAGAAUAAGAAAAAAUAUUCUUAGGAAAAGCCAAGUGUCAUAUCGAACUUUAAGAAUAACAUCAUUGGGCAGUGAAGGUAUUUCAAGACAGUGCAUGUUUAGAACAAUAUGCACAUUUUUUCACAUAAAACACCAAAGAGCCUCAUUUUCUUUUUGAGAUCCCGCUUACUUUAAAAAUAAUUUGUGUAUAGAUUUUCUUAAAAAGAUUUCCUAGAAAUUAAAGAAAUCCCCUAGGCAGCCUUUUGUGCUGUGAUUAAAUUUCAGAUUUUAUCAAGUGUUCUGCCAUUUCUCAACAUCACUUUGCCUGCUCUUCAGCGUGCGUGCAUCUCUGAGUGAGACAUUGCAUGUGUUUU
Messenger RNA from Manis pentadactyla (Chinese pangolin), 2534 nucleotides. RefSeq names its product coiled-coil domain containing 82 (gene CCDC82). The record is from RefSeq and is a predicted model, not a curated record. The transcript is spliced from 10 exons. Bases 271 to 1944 code for a protein of 557 amino acids. Lineage: Eukaryota; Metazoa; Chordata; Mammalia; Pholidota; Manidae. Gene Ontology annotation, cellular component: nucleus.